Messenger RNA from Hevea brasiliensis (rubber tree), 1741 nucleotides. RefSeq names its product E2F transcription factor-like E2FF. The transcript is spliced from 11 exons. Gene Ontology annotation, molecular function: DNA-binding transcription factor activity, RNA polymerase II-specific; RNA polymerase II cis-regulatory region sequence-specific DNA binding. The record is from RefSeq and is a predicted model, not a curated record. Lineage: Eukaryota; Viridiplantae; Streptophyta; Magnoliopsida; Malpighiales; Euphorbiaceae. Gene Ontology annotation, cellular component: RNA polymerase II transcription regulator complex. The coding region runs from base 235 to 1356 and encodes 373 amino acids. Gene Ontology annotation, biological process: regulation of transcription by RNA polymerase II.
CGUUAGCUGGACAAGGGCAAACAAGUCAUCCCGUACAACCGCGCCUCAGAUCUCAAUUUGAAUUCCCGCGAUCCAAUACUCAGAGACAUCAAUCCGAAUCCGGUUUUGAAUUUGGCAAACCCGCCAUUGACCCCUUUCUACGGUCUCUCCUUCUCUUCUCCAUAGGAAAACUGAAGAAAUAUUAGAUUAAAAGAACCAGAUUUCAUUGCCUUUCGUGGCAGAUUUUUGAGGGAAAUGUCCUCGUUUGUUUCUCGGGAAUCUGAUCCAAAUGGGAGACAAUUUUACUGCCGUAAAGAGAAAUCUCUAGGAGUUUUGUGCACCAAUUUCUUGAGAUUAUAUGAUAGUGGUGGUGUUGACUCAAUUGGACUAGAUGAUGCUGCUGCCAGAUUAGGAGUUGAAAGGCGCCGGAUUUAUGAUGUGGUCAAUAUAUUGGAGAGUGUUGGUGUUGUAGCUAGAAAACAAAAGAAUCGAUACUUAUGGAAAGGUUUUGAAGCAAUUCCUCGUGCUCUUGAGGGUCUCAAGGAAGAGGGUUUCAGAAAGAAUUUUAGUGCUUUUGCUUCCUGCAAUUCGGCAAAGGUUACCAAUGAGAAUGAAAAUGAAGGGUCUUCUAGUUCAAAAACUGAAGGUCAAGAUAAUUCUUCAGUCACAUCGAAACCUGAGAACAAAAGAGAAAAAUCACUAUGGCUUCUCACACAGAAUUUUGUCAAGCUUUUCCUUUGCUCAGAUGUGGACAUGAUAACGCUUGAUAAUGCAGCUGCGUUAUUGCUGGGUGAUGGUCACAAUUCAACAGCUAUGAGAACAAAAGUUAGACGACUUUACGAUAUUGCAAAUGUUUUUUCUUCCAUGAAUCUGAUCGAAAAGACCCAUCACCCAGAUAGUAGGAAACCGGCCUUCAGGUGGUUAGGAUGGAGAGGAAACAAUGGACCUGUGACUUCUUUGGAUCUGAAACAGCCAAACAAGAGGAUUUUUGGGACUGACAUUUCAAACUAUAAUAUGAAGAGAAACAAAGGGGAUUCUUCUAUUGAUUGGAACUCAAAUCAGAAGGAAAAUGUUCCAGUGAUUAUUAGAUGCAAGGAUUUGGAAAAUGAUUGCAAUGAAAACAAACCAGAUCAGCAUACAAAACAUAGCUCAAAGUGUGUUGAAUUUGGCCCAUUUACUCCUGUGGGUGUGCAAACAGUUAGUGAUUCUAAAAAUAAAAUUGUGAGCCGGAUUCAGGACUUGGAGAGACUCGCUUUUACUUAUCAUCCUCAGUAUAACAAUCAAGUCCUCAGUGACCUUUUUGGUCACUAUGUGGAGGCUUGGAAAUCAUGGUAUGUUGAAGUUGCUAUGAAAGAGAAGACACAGAAAAGAUCCUGAUACUUUUCUCAGUUGCUUUUACUCCAGAUGACCAACACACAAAAUCAACAAAGACCAUACAUUUUCUUCAUUUUCUAUUUCUUCAGUUAUAGAGGUUCAUGGCUUUUUGUUGGAUGCAUUAUCUUGAUGUGCCAACGGGAUAGCCUUCAUCUUUAUUAUCAACCUUCUUAUUGUGAGUUUGGAAAGAAGAAGAAGAGCUGAGUAAUUGAUUGAUUGAUUAUCUUGUUUCUAUACUGAUCGUUGACUAUGGAAUAUAACAUUUAUUGUCAAUUUCUUUUCCCCCAUUAGGCUAUUACUGAAAUAUGGGAAGGGAACUAGCUAUCAGCUUCACAAUUAUGUAGAAGUUCGGAUCAAUUUCCACCAAGCAAUCAUUUUUUCCUGCAAA